AUGGCGGGAGAUAUCCAGAAAAAAAUCGAGCAUGCCUGCGACAGGGUUUCAACUAACUUCGAUGCUCAGUUUUUCUUCCGCGCAAUCGCAGGAGAUAUCGUCUCUGCACACUAUUUCGGAGAGAACAUGAACCUCAUCGACAGACCCGAGUAUGCGCGCAACCUCUGGGAUGGCAUCGACACAAUGGUCAGACAGAUGUGGUACUCGAUUCAUAUUCCGUAUCUCGCGAGCGUCCUGGUAAACAUGCCGAUUUUCGUUCUCAAGAUCUCAUUUCCGGGAUUUGCGGGUCUGAUAGAGUUGUGUAUGCGACAAGCUGAAAAGGCUAUCGAACGAAAUAAAACCAAGUCUACUCCACUCAAGAAUCACAACAAUGCCACUUUCUUCGAUUUACUUAUGGCACCGUUGCCAGGGCAAGAAUCAAUCCAUCUUAGCCGAGAUGAUAUGGUCAAUCAUGGUCUAAACCUUGUUGGUGCAGGGGUAGACACAGUAUCACUCGCCAUGACAACCGCGCUCUAUCAUGUCCUUUCAUCCCCGGAGAUCCAACGUCAAGUGUACAAGGAGGCACAAGAAGCAACGCCUUUUGACCAACACCGUUUCGCGUCGUAUGGAUCGCUAACAAUCUUCCAGGCAGCCGUUAUCAAGGAAGCUUUGCGCAUGUAUCCCCCAGUCCCAGGUAGACUGCCACGCAUUGUCCCGCCACAAGGCGAAUCCUACGAUGGGAAAUUCAUACCGGGUGGUACGACUGUGUCAAUGUCCCCGUACACCAUCCACCGAGAUCCGGUACUGUUCCCAGAGCCGAAUGUCUUCAAGCCGGAGCGGUGGCUAGGUGACAACACACCUGAGCUGGAAAGGGCUAUCAUAGCAUUCGGCGGUGGAAGUCGCAUGUGUCCCGGAAUCCAUCUAGCGUAUCUUGAGAUGCAAAUGACUCUCACUACACUCUUUAGUCGAUUCGUCCUUGAACUUGAGAGUCCGCUUCCGAGCCCAGAGUUGGAUUGGAAAGAUCAUUUCGUCGUUGAUCUUGAUCAUCCAGUCAAAGUGAGAGUGCUGGCUGAUCACUGGACAAGUGAACAGGACCGUACAGGCCUGCCUAGUUGUUAA
Penicillium coprophilum is the source of this 1098-nucleotide messenger RNA. RefSeq names its product cytochrome P450. The record is from RefSeq and is a predicted model, not a curated record. Gene Ontology annotation, molecular function: heme binding; iron ion binding; monooxygenase activity. The transcript has 7 exons. Bases 1 to 1098 code for a protein of 365 amino acids. NCBI's taxonomy places the organism in Eukaryota, Fungi, Ascomycota, Eurotiomycetes, Eurotiales, Aspergillaceae.